Brassica napus (rape) is the source of this 1919-nucleotide messenger RNA. RefSeq names its product fatty acyl-CoA reductase 6, chloroplastic. Gene Ontology annotation, cellular component: intracellular membrane-bounded organelle. The transcript has 7 exons. NCBI's taxonomy places the organism in Eukaryota, Viridiplantae, Streptophyta, Magnoliopsida, Brassicales, Brassicaceae. The record is from RefSeq and is a predicted model, not a curated record. Gene Ontology annotation, biological process: long-chain fatty-acyl-CoA metabolic process; suberin biosynthetic process. Bases 65 to 1819 code for a protein of 584 amino acids. Gene Ontology annotation, molecular function: alcohol-forming very long-chain fatty acyl-CoA reductase (NADP+) activity.
AAAACCAAAAACAAAACUAAAAGCUUCACCUUUUUGCUUCUUUUUAAGUUGAUAACUACUAAACAUGGCAAUCACAACAAAUGUCCUCGCAACAAGGAACGCUGUCAAAUUGGAUGAUGUAACUGUAAGCUUCAUCUCUUCUUUCCCUGGCAAACUCAACCACUUCUUGGCUCGACGCUUGCCACAGUCGAUGACACGUAGAGUCCAAAUGUCUUGCUGUUAUCGUGAAACGUCAUUGAAAGCUGUGACUCUGUUUGAGAUGCCUGAGACAGAAACAAGUAGUGUCAGUGACGGAGUUGGAAUUUUACGUUUCUUGAAAGGAAAAAACUAUCUCGUUACCGGUGCAAAUGGGUUUCUUGGUAAAGUGUUGAUUGAGAAAUUACUGAGGGCAAGUCCUGAGAUUGGGAAGAUAUUCCUUCUGAUCAAAUCAGCAGAUCAAGAAUCGGCCAACAAGAGACUCUAUGAUGAGGUUUUGUUUUCAAUCCCAUCCUUGCGUUCUACGCAUCUCUUUUUUUUUCUUUUUCAUUUCUCCAAUUCUGUAUCCCUCUGUUACACACAGAUCAUAAGCUCGGAUCUGUUCAAGCUUUUGAAGAAAAUGCACGGGAGCUCUUACGAAGCCUUUAUGAAAAGCAAGUUGAUUCCAGUAACUGGAGACAUUGGAGAAGACAAUCUCGCGAUGGAAUCUGUAACAGCAGCCAAGAUUAGUGGUGAGAUUGAUGUCAUCAUAAGCUGUGCAGGUCGGACGACAUUUGAAGAUAGAUACGACUUUGCUUUAAAUGUCAACGCGCUUGGACCUGGUCGGCUUUUGAGAUUUGGCAAGUACUGGAAGAAUCUGAAACUAUUUCUCCAUUUUUCAACUGCUUAUGUUACUGGUAAGAAAGAGGGAACAAUACUAGAGACUCCUCUCUGCAUUGGAGAAAACAUAACUUCUGACUUGGACAUCGAAUCCGAGCUGAAACUAGCUUCAGAAGCGGUAAGAAAGUUACAUGGCAGUGAAGAAAUCAAGAAACUGAAAGAACUUGGUAUGAAAAGAGCUCAACACUAUGGCUGGGAAAAUACUUACACAUUCACAAAAGCUAUGGGUGAGUCUGUAAUUCACAACCAACGAGGAGAUCUGCCUGUAGUGAUCAUAAGGCCUAGUGUUAUAGAAAGCUCUUACAAGGAACCUUUCCCUGGCUGGCUCCAAGGAAUAAGGAUGAGUGAUCCAAUCAUCUUGGCCUAUGGCAAAGGCCAAAUGUCUGACCUCUGGGGAGAUUAUAAAUCUUUAGUGGACAUUAUACCUGUUGAUAUGGUUGUUAACGCCACAAUAGCAGCCAUGGCAAAACACAGUCGUGGUGUCUCCGAGCUCAAAGUUUACAAUGUCACUUCUUCAUCUCAUGCGAACCCCCUGCGACUUGGCGAGUUGAUGGACCUCUCUCGUCAACAUCUGUGUGACUCUCCAUUUACAGAAACAUUUAUGGAGCUAGAGCGUAUGAAAUUCCACAGUUCCUUAGAGGGUUUCACUUCUUCUAUAUUCAACAGAAUAGCAAAACAUGAAAGAGGGGAUGCAGAUUCACAUACCGCAUUGAGCAUGAAGGGAAAGAGGAGGCUGAACUAUUUUGUGUCCUUGGCAAGAACAUAUGAGCCUUACACGUUCUUUCGAGCUCGGUUUGACGACACCAAUACAAAGAGACUUAUUCAGGAGCUGUCAGUGGAGGAGGGAAAGAUGUUUGGGUUCGAUAUCAGUGGCAUUGACUGGGAGCAUUACAUUGUGAAUGUUCAUCUUCCAGGUCUCAAGAGGAACUCUUUAAGGAAAGAUCCCGUUAAAGAGAGUGGUUAAAUACUACAAGUGCUUGAGUUCACCUAUUUUUAGAUUUGAGUGCAACUGUAGCCUACAACCAAAUGUUGUUUGUUUGUCUCUCUAAUCUUAUUGCCGUCUA